Diachasma alloeum is the source of this 6504-nucleotide messenger RNA. Its product is annotated as myb-like protein M. Bases 335 to 2245 code for a protein of 636 amino acids. The transcript has a single exon. Lineage: Eukaryota; Metazoa; Arthropoda; Insecta; Hymenoptera; Braconidae. The record is from RefSeq and is a predicted model, not a curated record.
GUGGAUUAGUAAUUUGUCCACAAUAAUCGUGACACUGAGUUUACCUUGUUUUUCCGUCGUUGACCCGGUUAUGAAUAUUCCCCCGGCACUUCGGUUAUUUCGAUUGAAGCGGUAAAACACGAUCGGGAAAUGAUUAACGAUGUGGGAUAAAUUGUCCAGUCUGACUAUUGGAUUUCACUUACAGUGACGGUUUUGAAUAGUGAUAAUUGUGAAAAAGUGUCGAUUGGUGAAGCACCGCUAAAAUCACGGAAUUAAUAUCCGAAAAGAGGAGUAGACUGGAUUGCGCGAGUAGUUCAUAAGUGUCGAAGUGUUGAUUCUAUCGUCUGAUUGUAAAAUGAGCCGUCCCCAGGGCGGCUUGGAGGUGGAGAGAUACAUUGGCAGUUGCCUGAUAUCAUCAACCCUACGACAAAAUAUCCAAAAAACUCAGAUUAUCAAGAAGCAGGAUAAUCAGCAAUUAUCACUGCGUGGCAAUCCAAACUGUUAUCCCCAGAACUAUUCACCGGGUAAUGAGCAAUGUCAGUACGGCACCUGGACAGGUGCACCACUGAUAUCCAUGACAUCUAGUCCACGAAGGAGUAAUCAGCGUCUAUCUCCAUCGCCCUGUCAACAAAUACAAAAUCAAUCGUCAACGGUUGAUCAAACACAACAGCAACAGCAGUCACAACAGGUUACGGGUCACCUGCAGAAUCGCAGCCCACUGUCACGAUUGGCUAUUCACACUCAGGGUGCACCGCUCAUUCUGGCUGGACGUUUUCACAAUCGUGGGAAAUUACAAAAUUGUGGAAAUCUAACGACCGGUGCUAAUGUCAAUAAUUUCUCAAACACCAAUAAUAACAUUGGUAAUACAGCGAUGUCCAUUGGAAGAUGUGGAGGCCAAAGGGGUCAGAGAACAAUGGAAACACCACGUAAGCCCCAGCAACAGCAGCAGCAGCAUCAUAACCAGCAGUUGCACCAGAAGAACGACUGUCAACCCCCUAAACCCGACAACUCAGGCUCAAACAUAGCCAACAUUGAUUCCCUGAGCAUUGCGAGCGAUGAGAGUUCAAAUAACUCGGAGAACAGUCUACCACGUAUAAUAAAGCCCCGUAAACGAAGGAAGAAGGACAGAAAGCCGACGAAUCCAGUCAGCCAGGAGAUAUCGAAGCAGGAUGAACCAAUACCACCGACAAAUCAAGUUACCGACCAUACGAGUUUGGUAACACUGAAGCAGUAUGUGCCAGUUUGUUACGAGGCACGUUAUGAGCCGGCAUCACACCGGUCACACAGGAGGCCACCAGUUGUGAGGGAAAGUUAUGGCAGAACGCAGACGUCCACAUCGAUUCAAGAGAUUACAGACACGAGGCAGAGGUACGGUCAUAGACACGUGCAGGUGAAAGUACUGGAUGACAACCGUAACGUUGUUUUACCAAGCAAUGUACGUGCACAGGGAAUAACCAAGAUAUACCGCAAUCAUCAUCACAUCAAUAAUCCAGUUAAUCGUUGCAAUAAUAAUAAUCCAACGAGAUACAUUAAUUACGAUACUAGCUGUGAGAAGGGUGUUGUUGAUGAUACGUGCUGUCAGUGUCGUUACUGUGAUCCAUCUGGACUUAUUUGGGAUGUCGAGCAAAAUUGUUACUCACCAUUCUUAACACCACCACCAUCGAGCAGUGAUUUUGGGGUACAAUAUCCACAGAUGCCACUGUAUCUGUCACGUCCAAGUUUAUCUUGCCCGGAGCAGGAUUACUACGACGUUGAUGAUCAAAUUCAUGGUCAUCACUCUCACCACCAGCAUCAUCCCCAUCAUUCACAGAGUCGGCCGAAUCGCAUGGAGCCAACUGGCUGUGCAUUACUCAGACGCAGCUGGAGUGAUCCAACGAGUUAUUUCAGUGAACAAAUAAGUACACCGAGUCGAGAUGUUGGGGUGAUUGGUGAUCGGGGUCAGGCUGAGGUGACGAGGGGCAGAAGCUCCUGGCCAGGUAGUGCAUCGUCCGGUGUAUCACCAAGUACAAAUGUCACUGGACUUGGCUCACUGAGCAAUUCUGUGACACCCACACAGAGUCUCGAGGUAUCGACUGAAAUUGUCACAUCGUUGAAUGGACAUCGUGAUCUUGAGAUUAAAUUCUACUCAUCAUCACCGAGUUCAGCACCCACUGAGGAGGAGAAAUCACCGUUUUUGGAUGACAACGAGGACUUCAGUGACAUUUGGAGUUAUCACGAGUCUAAACUACAGCAGGAUUUUCGUACACUGCUGCAGGCUGAAGAGUGAAAAUAAAUUAAUCACGUUAAUAAUUAACAUUAUCAAACUCUUCAAGUGAAAGAGGUGUAUUAUAAAUGCUUGUGUAUGUGUGGAUGUAAGGGAGAACGAAAGAGUGUAAAGCACGGAGAAAGCGAGAUCGCUGACAAAAUUAGCCGACUAAGCGUGAAACAAGUAGACGAUGGCCGUGGUUGAGUGGCAACGAGAGGGAACAAAGUAGUCUCACUAAAUAAAUAAAAAUACAAACACGGAAUAAAAGAGAUAACUAAAUUAAUAAAAACGAAAAUAAUAAUAAUAUCAAAAUGAAAAAAAAAAAAAAGACCAGAGGACUCGUGGGCGUUAACGCGUAUCAGUGUCAUUGAGGGUAAAAUUGUAACGAACCCCCAGGUACAUUUGUACCGUACGGUGGGGUUUUGUAAACCGCAGUUACAGUGUGCAACAUGUCCCGGAUUUCUCUCUAGCUGCAUCCUCACUCGUAUUCACGUACAAUGUUGACUAGAAAAGGGGGGGUAGACAGAUGAAUAAACCACGAAACAAGACGGGAAAAUACAUAUAUCUUUUCUUUUGUAACGGUGCAGCUAGUGCACGUCAAAGUUUACGUGAUAGGAUUGACGAAUAGCAUCAAGAUGUUCUGGACAUGUUUCACAUUUUCCCCGGGGGUACGAUGAUUAAUAAACAUUGGAGUUGAUGCCGCAGCGUUGAGAUCAGCCGAAUGAAUGAGAAAAAGAGUAUAAAAUCAGAUAGCGACAUUGAAAAGCAAAAAAUCACCUGUCCAGCGUUAUUUUUCUAAUCACCUCUUAUCAUCCUCGAUCAUCACGCAAAUCUCAACGACUGAUGGAUCAACGUUCAACGUUAUUAUUAAAUCGUCGUGAAUAGUUAUGCCAAGCAAUUGAUCGACGGAGACUUCACUUGCACCUCUCGACCAGUGAAAACGAGAUUGUAAACUCCAUCGUUGGCCUUGAGGAGGUGGAGUACACAAGAGAGGUGCAAAGUGACGCUCCUGAUGAGAGAGCUCGGUUGUGCAGGCUAGACAGUCGGUCUCUAUCGGUAAUACCCCACUUCCUCCAUCACUCUUAAACCACAACGAUGGUAGGUGGAGUAGUUGGAGAUUCCCCAUAUCCGUUUUGCGUUUAUCCCGUCGAUUCCCCCAUUCACUUCCGCUCAAGUGCGGCUCGACAGCGUUAAUUGAACCGUAAAUUGCAAUAAAAUUUUUUUUUUUUUUCAUUUCCAUUUCAUCUUGGCUAUCAGCUCAACUCCACAGCUAUCGUAACUACCUCUAUUCGUAAAUCUCUUUCUCGUACAUUCAUAAUCUCUAACGCAGACUCUGGGUUUCUCUUUCCUUUGGCGCCACCGAGUCCUCUUAUUUUUCCAUGAAUAACGCAGUACGGAAAAGGAGACCACCGACAUUGCGAGUAAAUCUCGACGUGGAUGGGGGGAACAAGGGCGUUGUGGAAUGAUGAAAACACUGCGAAUCGAUAUACUCGUCUCGACGUUGAGUCUAAUGCAGAAAAAUAAAAAGAAACGGGAAAUUGAUCGCGAUUGGGACUUUAUCGUCUCCACUUUCUCUCGAAAUGAAUAUCCUCUUAUUCUUUUAUUGUGUUUAAUUCAGGGUCGCGUGAACCCUCGCGUAUGUACCGCAGUGCCGAUGACCUUUAAUCCUAUCUGUUGUUUCUUUCUUUCACCGCUUGAAUAAUGGCACCGGCAUAUUGACGUGGGUCGGUAAACUGUUAUAAUUCGCCCACGUGAUAUCUCGCACUCCGCUGCAUACUAAUGUCAUUUCACAAAAGCAUUGCGUGUCUCGGGAUGUUUCCGUGAGCUUUCCCCCCUCUACCUGUGCCCAUUUAUUUUUCUCCUGUUAUAGUUCAUUUUUUCUUUUCAUAAAUAUUGUGUUGUUUCAUGAAGCAUGUGUGCGCCGUUUGCACUCAACACUUCGUAGCGUGUUUUGUAUUGACAGAAUCAAAUGUAAUACCCACUCAUUUUUCCUGUUUUCCUAUUGAAAAUACUCAUACACCUGUUUACUCACCACAUAAAUUCGUUCUUUCAAUAUUUAUUCAAAUACAAUCGUCGGGAUGGUAAAUUACUUCUGCAUCUUUGCUAUUUUUCUCUUUAUUCUGUUUUUCCAUCGCUUAUUUAUGCGGAAAUUCUGAAUUCAGGGAAAUAUGGUUUAGUGGAUGAAAAUUUUUAUUCAUGACAUGGGAAUAAAAUGACUCAAUCAUCUGUGUACGUUGCCGCACAGAGAAAAAACGUUGAGGAAAAAUUGCUGAGAAAUUUUCUUUGCUUGCUACAAAAAAUUGACUGAAAUUGUGAAAUUUAGGCGGAAUUUUGCCGAACGUUACGACAGUGAACACAAAUAAUUAGUCAAUGUUCAGGAGAAAUUUUCACUUUGGUCCGUUCCCAUUUCGUUUUUAUCGGUGCCGAAAAAAAAAGGAUUAAAAAAUACUGAAGAGAUGCAGGAAAUUUUGCUAUACGAAAUGAAUGAAUAAUGUUGUAAAUUGGGACACUUUUUUCCUUUUGUACAUGAAAUUUAUCCAAAAGAUCUUGCAGAAGGGACAAAAGCAUCUUAAUUCACGUUGUUAUGCCUUAAUUUAAGACAUUAAAUAACGUAAAAUUUCCGUUUUGAUCCAUAAAAUUUGCAGAACUCAAGCGAAAAUGUUUUUGUCACUCCAGAUUUUUUCCCUUCUUUACGUAAAAAUUCCCAAGAGCGCAUUUUGUAUCACUUUUACAGUUUCUGACGUAAUUUUUCCGGGAGUUUUUCCUCCGUGCGGACGAACCACAAGAUAUCCUCAUCAAUUCUUCAUUGAACUGAAUUUCCCUCCACGAUUGCCUUUCAGACAAUUUUUCCUCAACCUUCCUCCUCGUCAAAACAUGAAAAAUGAAUUAUAAUUGAUGCUAAUGACACUCUUUGUCUCCUCGUGUUUAACACGAUAAGUCAUUGGACACGAUAACAGUCUUUAUAAAAUGAAACUCAAACGGAGAUAUUUGUCGAUAAUACCCAGUCCAUUGAGUUCGCGUGUCUCCUGCGUAUAUCCAUUAGCCUUGAGGCUACUACGUAUCUCUGACUCGCGAUCGAUUGAUAUAAUCUAUCGUGAUUGCUGAACGAUAAAGUCGUAGUGACGCUCACUCCUCGCACUUCAACUGGACUAUCACCUAAUUACAUCCACGGUGGUCUCAUCCUCACGAACUCCUUUUUUUCUCAUUUCCUUCCGUUCUCAUUCUCAUCUCUAUCUACUUUUCUCUCAAUAACACUACAGCCGCGUACCUGGCAUUUCGAUUAAUCGCCAAUACUUCGUACAGUGAAGACAAUCUCGCGUCCCCGAGGUGAAAUCGAUUCGCAGUGCGUCCGAAGGGACCUCACACAACACGAGAAUAAUUUACCCCCCUCCCUCCCCCCUUCAAUUUUUUCUUCUUUAUUGCAUCCGUCGAGACUGCCUGCACUGUUUACUGAUAAAUUUAACGCGUACGCGAGUCCCUGGAGUCAUUUAUACACAUGUCCAAGAGGUGAAAAAAAGCGAUGUGAGGAGUUACGACGAAACAAAAAAUGUUAGGCUGUAUGUUUGUAUAUUAAACUUGACUGUGUUAAACCGAAGAUAAUGAUAAUGACGUUAGCUCGACCCAUUCGCUGUGCGAUCUCGUCGCUUCGUCGAUUAGCCCCCCCCCCAUCCCCCCUCUUUCCCAUCGUAAAGUGAAAAUAAACAUAAUAAAGCGAAGGAAAUUCCUCAUGUUUGAUUUGAGAAUGACAUAAUACGCGUGUUUUUUAGAGUGAUUUGUCAAUGAGUUUGACAAACGCCGUAAGUUUCAUUAGCGACUCAUCUGUGGUGGUAAAUAGUUGAAAAGGAUACGUAUGAAGAAAACAUGCUUUGUUCGCUGUUUAAUGGAUAUUUGCACUUAUGAAGAAAAGUAAAUAAUUGAGAAAAAGGAUGAUGUUUAAAUUGAAAAAAAUUUCUUUUCCUCUUUCUCGUUAUUUGAUUUCAUACGAAUACCUUUAACGCUGUUUCUCUCAUUCUGUUACGUCACACUGACGCUCUCCGUCAUACAGCACUCCUCCCCACCGUCAUUUCGAUUGAAACAAAAACGAGAAUAAUACGGGGAGAUGGAGGAAAAAAUAUAAACACAGACAAAAGAAAGAACAGGAGAGAAAUAACAUCUCUUUCUUUGUGGCAAUCGGGCGGUCGUUAAGGAAUAAUUUUGCGAGUGAAUGGAGUGGAGAAAAAAGGGAAACACGAGAGGAGAAACAAAAAAUAAUGAGAGAGAGAGAGAGAGAGAGAGAGAGA